GAUUUCUGAUUUCUGAUUCGAUUGUUUAAGUUUUCUAUUUUACUUUACUUUUAUCAUCAGAAUGGCACCACCUAAACAUUCAAGACUCAAUCAAAUCACCAAUACUUCAAACAAAUCAUCAUCAUCAUCAAAUCAACUUCAAUCGACUUCUUUACCUACUAUCAAUACUACUACUACCGCUUCUUCAUCUUCUUCUAAUCAAAACAAUACUAUGAUCGCAACUGAAUCAUUUGCUCAAGCUGUUCAUUUAGUCGAAGGUUUUGCUGAUACUUUAGAUUCGAUCCCUCCUUCACUCACUAGAUCAUUAUCGGAUCUCAAGGAAUUGGACGCAGUACUCAAUACACCUUUACUUCAUGUUCAUUCUUUACUCGAUCGUCUUUUGGGUUCAAUUCUUAAACCAGAAUCUAUGAGACCUGACCAACGUCUUACUUUACUUCGAUCAAUUGUGGGUGAAAUUGAAAAAUAUAAACUUGGUGGUGAAGAUAAGAUCAGGGUAGUCAAUGGGACUUGCGAAUCUCUUUCACAUCAUAUCAAUCAAUUAGAUACAACAAUGGCUUUAAUCAUCUCUUCUCUUCCACCCAAUCUUGAAUCUCGUAUACCAGUCUCAACCCUUCCAACAGGUUAUCCAAAACUAACAGGUUCACUUCGUUCAAAACCAUCAGGUUCAGUUUGGUGUGAAAGUUCAAGUUCAACUCCUAAACAUAUUAGUCCACCCAACGUAUCUGGACGUGAAUUUGUUCAAUUCGAUUCGACGCUUAAUCAUUGUUCUCCAUUAGAUCAAUUCGAACCUAAUUCAAAACGACCUAAAUUAUCACAAAGCACUUCAAAUAAUCCACUUCUUAGACCAUCUCAACUUUCGACUUCUUCUCCUAAACAUCGUGCUCUAACCGAAUCAGGUUCGAAUUCAAUCUUAGAUCAACAUAUGUCAAUGUUACUUUCUCAACAACAAAUCAAUCAAAAAAGACGGCUUCAUACUAAUCCUGGUGAUGAUCCUUCAUCUACCUCUCGACAAUUAACUUCAAAAUCGACGCUUUCUAAUGAUCUUGGGAAUUCGAUCAUCUCCAAUACUUCUACUUCAAAUACUAAUGGUACCACUAAAGCUAAGCGUGCUCGUACAGUCACCAGUAAUGGUGUUCUUCUUGGUGAUCAGCUCGGUAAUAGUGUCGGUCGAGGUAAUGUUCCAAAUACAGCUCAAUCUCCUGUCGCAGCUGCGACCGGAAAGAAAAGAGUUAGAAAAACUACUGCUGGUUCAAAUCCCACAUCACUCAAUCCCAAUACCGAACCCUUGAAAGCCUCCCAAUCCGAUCCCAAACCGAACUCGAAUCUAUCACGGCUCAAUGAUCCUAAUCAUCCAAACCAAAGCAGUGGUGGGAACCAAGCUACACUUCUUCCUCCUACUUCUAAAAGAGGUCCAUUAGGUUCUGGAAAAUCUCCUUCAUCCACUGAUAGUUCGAAACUUGUGCCUACUACGGUUCAUACUAAAAGACCGUAUACUAAACGAGCUGGACCGACUUCUACUAAUUCUAAAACAUCAAGUACUACUAACCAGAAAAAAACUUUGUACGCUAAAUCAGAUGUCCAAAAUGGUGAAAUCAAUGGAAUUGGCUUAGAAACUGAAACUGAUUUAAGAAGAAGAAAGAAGAAGAAAAAGAAAAAAGUGUUAACUGAAUCAGAUGAGAUUGAAGUUGAAUUAGAUCAAGUAGAAGAAGAAGUUGGAUCAUCUUCAGGUGGAUCAUCAUCAAAUAAAGUUUAUUGUAUUUGUGAAGGAGAAGUUUUAGGUGAAAGAAUGGUGGCUUGUGAUAAUUCGAAUUGUCCGAUCGAAUGGUUUCAUUAUCAGUGUGCUGGACUUACGGAAGAUCCUACGGGAUCUUGGUUUUGUGAUGAUUGUAAGUCUAAAGGACAUGCUACGAAUCUUGUUUCUGAAGAACCAUCACAAGACCUCAAACCAAUAGAAGAGUCUAGUGGUCAUGAUCAUGUUCAAUUGAAUGAAAAGAUAAAUGAAUAAAUAAAUAGAACCAUACCUAUGAAUUGGAUUUUUUUGGUAUGAUUGGUUUAGGUUUGGAUUGUAGAAAAAGACAAAUCAAACUUAACUUUGAUUAUCUUUUUUAUAAAGGUUUUCUCAUAGAUAAAUCAAUCAAAUAGAUGUGUACAUUUUUUUCUUUUUCAACAUGGGAAAUGACAUUUUUUUCUAUAUUUGAUUAUUUGAUUAAUUGUAAGAAAUGUAAAGUUUUUGUGUUUUCCUUUUGGUUUUGUGUGUUUGUGUUUCAAUUUGAUCUUUUGUGUAGUACGUCUUUAUGAUUUUUUAUUCAAAUGAGGAGUAUUUGGAGGUAUGAUCUUGAUCAUAAUGAGAAUGAGUUUCUUUUGGUGUGU
Melampsora larici-populina 98AG31 is the source of this 2370-nucleotide messenger RNA. RefSeq lists its product as uncharacterized. Gene Ontology annotation, cellular component: nucleus. Bases 62 to 2005 code for a protein of 647 amino acids. The transcript has 6 exons. The record is from RefSeq and is a predicted model, not a curated record. NCBI's taxonomy places the organism in Eukaryota, Fungi, Basidiomycota, Pucciniomycetes, Pucciniales, Melampsoraceae. Gene Ontology annotation, biological process: regulation of DNA-templated transcription.